ACCAAAUUCAUGCCACGUGUCCUUCAACUACGUGGCCACCAAAAUAUCCUCCAUUUUUCUUCCUUUCUUAAACCCUCUUCCUCUUUCACUUUUUCUCAAAAACCCAAAAAAAAUUCAUAAUUUUUCUCUACUUUUGAGGUUAAAGAUUCAAACUUUGGUGUGGGAAAAUUGAAACUUGAAGUGGGUUUUGCUUGAAAAUAAAAUUUGAGAUUUGAAAGAAAAAAGAUGAAGAUUCAGUGUAAUGUUUGUGAAGGUGCAGAGGCUAAGGUUCUUUGUUGUGCUGAUGAAGCUGCUUUAUGUUGGGAAUGUGAUGAGAAAGUUCAUGCUGCUAAUAAACUUGCUAGCAAACAUCAAAGAGUUCCUCUUUCUGCUUCUUCUUCUCAUAUGCCUAAAUGUGAUAUUUGUCAGGAAGCAUUCGGCUAUUUCUUUUGUCUAGAGGAUCGCGCUUUACUCUGUCGAAAAUGUGAUUUAGCGAUACACACUGCAAAUGCAUAUGUCUCAGGACAUCAAAGGUUUCUUCUCACCGGUGUAAAAGUUGGCCUAGAAGCUACUGAUCACGGCACUUCCUCAAAUUCGUUGAAGACAGAUUCUGGUGAGAAAGUUUCCGAUACAAAAUCUUCUUCUGUCUCAAGAAAGGUUUCGCAAAUGCCUCAAUCAUCUGAGUACAAUGAAAUGUUGCCUACCGAAGCCGGAGGGUUUGGAGAUUUUCCACCAGCCAAGGUGUCUUAUGGUGGUGGUUCUAACUCUGGAAACAUGUCACAGUGGACAAUUGAUGAAUUUUUUGGCGUAAAUGAUUUCAGUCAGAAUUAUAACUACAUGGAUGGAUCAUCAAAUUCAAGGGCUGACAGUGGUAAGCUUGAAGGUUCUGAUUCUCCUAUUUUAAGAUCCAAUGAAGAGGAAAUGGAAUACGACGACUACAUGGACCGUGUUCCAGAUUCGUCUUGGACAGUUCCUCAGAUCCCUUCACCACCUACAGCUUCAGGGCUAAACUGGCCAAAAAACCCUCGGUAUUCAUUCGAUAAUGCUCUAUUUGUUCCGGACAUAGGCUUCACUAGCAUGCAACACCCUCAGAAUAGUAGUAAUUUUUCAAGACCGCGGAAUCAUCAUUAAUUUGGUUCCUCUGAUCCCUUCCCUAUGACUUAUAGACAAUGCUCUUUCAUUUGUUAUGAUGCUAAGUAAGUGUUCUCCUCUUACAGAGAAAAUUUAAGUUGAUUAGUUUAAUAUUUCUAUUCAUGGUUGUUUUAGUUUCUUAUUUGGAGUAAAUUUCUAACUCCACUUAAUUGGAGUGAUGAAGGCUUUCAUUUAAGUUUUGCUAUUGUAACAUCUUCAUUUCAUUUCUAGAAUCCAAUGUAGAUGUAUGUAUCUAUUUGGAUAUCAUAGAGAUCCUUGUUCAGUUUUUGUUGGUUCUGUAAAGAGUUUUGCUCCUUCACUAUACAUCUCAAGUUUCUAAAAGAUUUGGUUUAUCUUGUUUA
Messenger RNA from Medicago truncatula (barrel medic), 1472 nucleotides. RefSeq names its product B-box zinc finger protein 22. The coding region runs from base 226 to 1110 and encodes 294 amino acids. The record is from RefSeq and is a predicted model, not a curated record. The transcript is spliced from 3 exons. Gene Ontology annotation, molecular function: zinc ion binding. Gene Ontology annotation, biological process: photomorphogenesis; regulation of DNA-templated transcription. Gene Ontology annotation, cellular component: nucleus. Lineage: Eukaryota; Viridiplantae; Streptophyta; Magnoliopsida; Fabales; Fabaceae.